AGCCGUUAUUACAUCCGGUUCGGUCGCUGUAUUCCUUCCGCUCUGUCUAAAUUUCAUAACGCUGAUCCAGGGAGAUCACGAAGAAAAGGAUGUUGUCCUGUCUCGGCUGUCCCGUUCUUAGCCGGGUGCUGACCACUGGGGCUUCGCGUGCCCCGGCUGUGGUUGCAGCUGCUGGUGCAUCUCGCACUUCUGUAGCCGCCGCCACCACCACUACCUCUCCACCAACCCCAAACUCCAUGACACUGGUGCGGUACAACAGCACAGCUCAACAGGAAACACCAAAGAAGACCAAAUUUGGACCUCUAGCUGACCAGGACAGAAUAUUCACUAACCUGUAUGGACGACAUGACUGGAGGCUGAAAGGUGCCCUGAAGAGAGGUGACUGGUAUAAGACCAAGGAGAUUCUGGAUAAAGGAGUGGACUGGAUCCUGAAUGAGAUUAAGGUCUCAGGGCUGCGAGGCCGAGGGGGUGCCGGCUUCCCAACUGGGAUGAAGUGGAGCUUCAUGAACAAGCCCAGUGAUGGCAGGCCUAAAUAUCUGGUGGUGAAUGCUGAUGAAGGAGAGCCCGGUACCUGUAAGGACAGAGAGAUCAUGCGUAAUGAUCCCCAUAAGCUGAUCGAGGGCUGUCUGGUCGCUGGCCGAGCCAUGGGAGCACGUGCUGCUUACAUCUACAUCCGGGGAGAGUUCUACAAUGAGUCGUCCAACCUGCAGGUGGCCAUUAAUGAGGCUUAUGCUGCAGGGCUGAUUGGCAGGAACUCGUGCGGCUCAGGUUAUGACUUUGACGUGUUUGUGAUGCGCGGUGCGGGAGCGUACAUCUGCGGAGAGGAGACGGCUCUGAUUGAGUCCAUUGAGGGAAAACAGGGAAAACCUCGUCUGAAACCCCCUUUCCCUGCUGAUGUGGGCGUGUUUGGCUGUCCAACAACCGUUGCCAAUGUCGAGACCGUAGCUGUGGCACCAACCAUCUGCCGUCGUGGCGGCACGUGGUUUGUGAGUUUCGGCCGAGAGAGAAACUCUGGCACGAAGCUCUUUAACAUUUCGGGCCAUGUCAACAACCCCUGCACGGUGGAAGAAGAGAUGUCCAUUCCCCUGAAAGAGCUCAUUGAAAGGCAUGCAGGUGGCGUCCGGGGUGGUUGGGAUAAUCUCCUGUGCGUUAUUCCUGGUGGUUCUUCCACUCCACUAAUCCCACGUAAUGUGUGUGACACCGUUCUCAUGGAUUUUGAUGCCCUCGUGCAGGCUCAGACCGGUCUCGGCACAGCGGCACUUAUCGUCAUGGAUAAAUCAACUGAUGUUAUUCGAGCUAUUGCCCGCUUGAUUGAAUUCUACAAGCAUGAGAGCUGUGGGCAGUGCACUCCUUGCAGAGAGGGAGUGGACUGGAUGAAUAAGAUGAUGUGGCGCUUUGUGAAAGGCGAUGCAAAGUCAGCAGAGAUUGACAUGAUCUGGGAGAUCAGCAAGCAGAUUGAGGGCCACACCAUCUGUGCCCUGGGAGAUGGAGCCGCAUGGCCAGUCCAGGGUCUGAUCCGUCACUUCCGCCCUUUAAUGGAGAACAGAAUCGCAGACUUCAAACAGAAACAGCAGGCACGCGCUUGAAGUCUCCAUAUCUGUGUCCGUUCUCACUCAUCCUAUCACUUAUUUAAGCAAAACCUUUUCUCUCGCUCACUGAUGUGUGAACUGCUGGCAUCCAUGUUUUGUUUCUAUUACAUAUAUCAGUGGGAUUGAAUGAAAAUCUAGAAAUAGUUUUAGCAGACUAUCCUAUUAUGGUGAUGGACUCAACAGCAUACUCGUGAUUUUGGAUGACUUAUGACAUAUUAUAGAUUGGAAACUGUUUGAGCAGAUAACAUCACGCAUGUACAAUAACAUGUAGUGAGUAAAUGGUUAUGGUUGAUGGAACUAUGUUAAAUCCUAUUAUGAUGUUAAGGCUGUUUUCUUGAAAAUAGAAAAUAAAAUCUCGCACUGUAUAAACACUUAUUUGUGGAAGUAAAGAGCCUAAAACUUAAAA
Messenger RNA from Pimephales promelas (fathead minnow), 1995 nucleotides. It is a transcript of the gene ndufv1, whose product is annotated as NADH:ubiquinone oxidoreductase core subunit V1. The record is from RefSeq and is a predicted model, not a curated record. NCBI's taxonomy places the organism in Eukaryota, Metazoa, Chordata, Actinopteri, Cypriniformes, Leuciscidae. Gene Ontology annotation, molecular function: NADH dehydrogenase (ubiquinone) activity; NAD binding; 4 iron, 4 sulfur cluster binding. Gene Ontology annotation, biological process: mitochondrial electron transport, NADH to ubiquinone. Gene Ontology annotation, cellular component: respiratory chain complex I.